Messenger RNA from Poecilia latipinna (sailfin molly), 1892 nucleotides. RefSeq names its product carboxypeptidase N, polypeptide 1 (gene cpn1). Bases 217 to 1563 code for a protein of 448 amino acids. Gene Ontology annotation, biological process: peptide metabolic process; protein processing. The record is from RefSeq and is a predicted model, not a curated record. The transcript is spliced from 10 exons. Gene Ontology annotation, molecular function: zinc ion binding; metallocarboxypeptidase activity. NCBI's taxonomy places the organism in Eukaryota, Metazoa, Chordata, Actinopteri, Cyprinodontiformes, Poeciliidae.
GAAGCUUUCGAAAGCACUAAUAAAGCAAGUAGCAUGUACUUGACAAGAACCCAAAGGGGAAGAGAGUGAAAGAGGAGCAGCUGUUGGAGGAGGAGAGUGAGACAAAGACGGAGUAGGGGGGGCUGUCCUUGCUUGCUCUUCACUCCGAGGUCUGAAUGUGGGAGGAGGCAGUGGGAGAUCAGGACCAAGAAAAGAAAAGAGCAGGGGUCGGGGACCAUGCUGCAAAGGAGGACUGUUCCCUGGGUCUGCGUGCUUCUGCUGGGGCUGACGGGGCUCCCGGCGUCGGGCUCCGACUUUCAGCAUCACCGAUACGAGGACAUGGUGCGGGUGCUGUUUGCGGUGCACAGCGACUGCCCCUACAUCACCCGCAUCUACAGCAUUGGGCGCAGCGUGGAGGGGCGCCACCUCUACGUGCUGGAGUUCAGUGACAACCCAGGGAUCCACGAAGCUUUGGAGCCGGAGUUCAAGUAUGUGGGCAACAUGCAUGGCAACGAGGUGCUAGGCCGUGAACUCCUCAUCAAGCUCUCGCAGUUUCUCUGUGAGGAGUACCGGGCCGGAAACCAGCGGAUCACGCGGCUGAUCCAUGACACACGCAUCCACAUCCUGCCCUCCAUGAACCCCGACGGCUAUGAAGUGGCAGCCAGGCAGGGUUCUGAGCUGAACGGAUAUCUGGUGGGUCGGGGGAAUUCCAGAGACAUCGACCUGAAUCGAAACUUUCCAGACCUGAAUUCACUGAUGUAUUACUACGAGAAAACCAACGGACGAAACCACCACCUCCCUCUGCCAGACAACUGGGAACAACAGGUUGAACCCGAGACUCUGGCGGUCAUAAAAUGGAUGCAAAACUACAAUUUCGUCUUGUCGGCCAAUCUCCACGGAGGAGCGGUGGUGGCCAACUACCCCUUCGACAAAUCACGAGACGCUCGCAUUCGAGGGAGGACCACGUACUCGGCCACUGCGGAUGACAAAAUCUUCAGGCAGUUGGCGAGGACGUACUCGUACGCUCACAGCUGGAUGCACUUAGGCUGGAACUGCGGAGAUUUUUUUAACGAAGGCAUCACCAACGGAGCCAGCUGGUAUUCUCUGUCUAAAGGCAUGCAGGACUUUAACUACCUGUACACCAACUGUUUUGAGAUCACUCUGGAGCUGAGCUGUGACAAGUUUCCUCCAGAGUCGUCGCUCCCCAGAGAAUGGCUCGGCAACCGAGAGGCGCUUAUUUCGUACCUGGAACAGGUGCAUCAUGGGAUUAAAGGCAUGGUGUAUGACGAGAACAACAACCCAAUCAGUAAAGCUGAGAUUGUUGUCGCUGGGAUUAAUCAUGAUGUCACAACCGGUGUGGAUGGCGACUAUUUCAGACUCCUGCUGCCAGGAACGUACACCGUGAAAGCCUCCGCUCCAGGUUACCUAUCUUCAUCCAAAACAGUGACGGUGGGACCAGCUGAGGCUAUCCAGCUUCAUUUUUACUUGAAAAAAGCGCCAAAACAAAACCUAAAGGGCAAGCACCAUCAUGGAAAGAAGAACAUCUCCGCCAACAAGGCGUCACUGAAGCUCGGCCCAAGAUGAAACAUGCACAAAAACGCACACAGAAGUUAAUCCAGAGACACAGAGAAGGCAUACCCAGCAUAUUAAUUAUGUAAAUGAUACAAGUUCAUGAUAUAUCUUUGUAGUCUUAGGGUAAUUAUGGGAUAAAAACAUUCUUUUCUUUUUAAUGAUUAUAAAUCGUUGCAUAUAUAUGAAAGGGUUGUUCCAAGCCAAGUGUAUUUAUGUAACAGUGUUGAUAUGUAUGAACACAACUGUUUGUGUAAGGGGGGGAAAAAAGCAACCUUUUUGUUAUCUUGGUUACGUAAAAUUUGAUGAGAACUGUAAAAUGAAUUAAAAGAAUGUUUUUACAA